This is a messenger RNA of Vigna umbellata (rice bean), 453 nucleotides long. The record is from RefSeq and is a predicted model, not a curated record. NCBI's taxonomy places the organism in Eukaryota, Viridiplantae, Streptophyta, Magnoliopsida, Fabales, Fabaceae.
AUGGACGGAAAACGUAAAACAGAAGCCACAAAUUUGGAUCCUGCAUCUUCACAUAGGACAGUCACUGAGCCUAGAAUCAUUGUGCAAACAACCAGUGAAGUUGAUCUUUUAGAUGAUGGUUACAGAUGGCGAAAAUAUGGGCAGAAAGUUGUCAAAGGAAACCCUUAUCCGAGGAGCUAUUACAAAUGUACAACACCAGGUUGUAAAGUCCGAAAGCAUGUUGAGAGGGCUUCAACAGAUCCUAAAGCUGUCAUAACAACAUAUGAAGGAAAACACAAUCAUGAUGUUCCAGCUGCUAAGACCAGCAGCCAUGUUAUGGCAAGUAACAACACUGCACAGAUAAAAUCACAGAAUUCCAAUCAUGGAAAACAAAGUAUUGGCAGCAGAGAUAUUGGAGGCAAUGAGCAACAGCCGGUUGCACGGCUAAGGUUGAAGGAAGAGCAGAUAACCUAG